This is a messenger RNA of Acaulospora colombiana, 787 nucleotides long. NCBI's taxonomy places the organism in Eukaryota, Fungi, Glomeromycota, Glomeromycetes, Diversisporales, Acaulosporaceae. The record is from the annotation of a GenBank genome assembly.
AUGGGGAAAGGUGCACAAAUCUGGCUGGCAAAAUAUAAAUUUACGGACUUUCCUGAACCGGAUCCGGAUGAUGUGGACUCUAUUAGAAAUUUUAUGCGCGCAAAAUAUAUGCUAAAGAAAUGGUUAGAUAUAUCACAAUUAAACAAUCAACCCUGGAAGUCUCCCAGCAACGAUAACACAGCAGUAACAACGAAUAAAGGAACCUUUAUAAUCAAUCCUCCUGCGCUUAGUCAUAAGUCAAACAAUUUCAGCGAUAAUUCGUCAAAUAGCUCACUAAGUCGUCAUUCUAGCUUGGCAGAUGUUCGCUCAUUAUCACCCAGCGAAAGACGACAAUCUUCAAUUAGCGACAUUUCCGAUCACUCGUUUCAUAUAAAUCUCAAGUCCACCCUUGAUUACAAUGUGAAUAAUUCGUCGAAUGAUCACGUUCCCUUUAACAUACCAACAUUGCCCAAACCGAAUUCCAACCCUUUUAAUACCAAUCAAAUAUCUGAUAAUUUGGGUAGAACCAACACAAAUUCAGAACCGAAUAACAACCUCGAUGAUUUCUUCUCAUCAUUAAGUAUAUCAUCUACAUGGAAUAAUAGUCAUUCACAACUCAAUGAACUAAAUAACACCUCGGCUUCAAUGGAACAACGACGCGUUGUUCAGGCGACCCAAACAUCUUCACACAAUGGAGUCAUACAAGCUCUACCUCCACAAUUAAAUCCCUCGGCAUUACAGCCCCAACAGUAUCAAAGCCCAAUACAAAAUCAACAGUAUUCAGCAAUAAAUUUUGAAUCUUCUGGUG